Magnolia sinica is the source of this 1018-nucleotide messenger RNA. RefSeq lists its product as uncharacterized. The transcript has 3 exons. Gene Ontology annotation, molecular function: ubiquitin protein ligase activity; ubiquitin-like protein conjugating enzyme binding; metal ion binding. Gene Ontology annotation, biological process: ubiquitin-dependent protein catabolic process. The record is from RefSeq and is a predicted model, not a curated record. Bases 173 to 850 code for a protein of 225 amino acids. Lineage: Eukaryota; Viridiplantae; Streptophyta; Magnoliopsida; Magnoliales; Magnoliaceae. Gene Ontology annotation, cellular component: endoplasmic reticulum.
UUUCUCCAAGUCUUUGAUCUAUUCUCGGAUGCCGCUAUGUAUUAAAUUCUCCUCGACAGCCAUUCCUUCCGUUUGCAUUUCCAUUCGGCGACGAGAAAAGGAAAUUUGGAGGAUUUGGGGUUUUUACCUUCAAGGGAUAGAACUUUGGCAUUGGAAGAUCUAGUCUUUGGAGAUGGCCAGUGGUUUUGAGUCAUCGGCGAGCAGGCCACCUGAAAGCGCUUCUUGCUCAGGAAGUGGUAGCAAUGAUGCUGCAAGUUUCGAAUGCAAUAUCUGCUUUGAGCUAGCUCAGGAUCCGAUUGUAACCCUCUGUGGUCACCUUUACUGCUGGCCUUGUCUCUACAAAUGGCUCCACAUUCAUGGGCAUUCUCAGGAAUGUCCAGUUUGCAAAGCUGUCAUACAGGAGGAGAAAUUGGUUCCACUUUAUGGCAGAGGAAAGACGCCCACAGAUCCAAGGUCCAGGUCAAUCCCCGGCGUGCAUAUCCCCAAUCGUCCAUCUGGGCAGAGGCCUGAAACAGCCCGCCCUCCUGACCCGAACCACUUCCCUCAGCCUGGCUUUGGAUUCAUGGGUGGGCUCGCACCGAUGGCAACUGCAAGGUUUGGGAAUUUUACAUUUUCUGCUGGUUUUGGCGGUCUGUUCCCAUCUCUGCUCAACUUUCACGUGCACGGAUUCCCUGAUGCCACCACAUAUGGAGCAGCAGCUGGUUUCCCCUACGGGUUUGCAAACCCGUUUCAUGGUGUCCAUGGUCAUGGGUUUCAUCAGCCUUCACCUCAAGGACAACAGGCGGAAAUUCUGAAAUAUGCAUUUUUCAUGGUUGGUAUACUUGUGAUUAUUGCUCUUCUCUGGUCGUAGUUCGUGUAGCAGUUGAAAUUUGGAUUCAUGAUUGAAAGCUUGUUUGUCAUUUUUAUGACUUGUUUGUGAUUUCCAUAGACCUGAAGUGGAUGUUUUUCCUUAUUUUGAUGUAUGAUUUGGAAUCACCUGCUGUCAUGCAGUGUUUAAUUCCAUGCUUCAUUAUGUCCA